Molecule: messenger RNA, 2586 nt
Organism: Cyclospora cayetanensis
Lineage: Eukaryota; Apicomplexa; Conoidasida; Eucoccidiorida; Eimeriidae
Product: gastrulation defective protein 1
Exons: 3
Coding region: 1-2586 (861 amino acids)
Biological process (GO): regulation of DNA double-strand break processing
Cellular component (GO): site of double-strand break; nucleus
Molecular function (GO): protein binding
Source: RefSeq, a predicted model, not a curated record
AUGUCAAGUGACGAAGAUGAAAUGCGCCAGCUGCGCGCAACGAGUGGCUAUGCAGCCGCUUCGAAGGACAGGCAGCAGCAGCAGCAGCAGCAGCAGCAGCAGCGCCUCUCAUCCGCAGCGAGAGCAGCAUCUGCAGCACGAACAGCAUCCGCAACAGGAGAUGAGAGCAGCAGCGAAGACGAUGUUUACGGACCACAGCCUUUGCAGCAGCCUCCAAACCACCAGCGUCAACAGCAGCAGCAGCAGCAGCAGCAGCAGCAGCAGCAGGGGCAGUUGGGUGCUGCGGCAGCGGAUGCUGCAACACCUGAGUCAGAAGAGGACGAAUGCGGAGAAGCAGCAGUUGAUGAAGAGGCAGCUGCAGCGCUGGCUGCCAUUGGACUUCCGUCGAGCUUUGGGGGUCCUCUGCAGAGCAGCAGCAAGAGCAGCAGCAAGAGCAGCAGCAAGAGCAGCAGCAAGAGCAGCAGCAGCACGCGCAGCAGCAGCAGCAGCACGCGCAGCAGCGUUGCUGCAGAAAGCAUUGCGAAGAGAGAGAUUCUCGUAUCUCUUCCUGAGAGCAGCAGGGAGGGCAGCACAAGCCGACGCAGCAACGGGAGAUGGAAGGAAAUCAAUCCCUGGCUUUCAUCGUCUCUGAGUUUCGAUCGGCAGCCUGCAGAGCCUGAGAAGGCUACUGAAUCCGAAGCAACAUUCUCCUCUCAUGCUGCAACGGAGCGACUUCCAGUGUAUGGCCGCUUUACUUUAGACUGCCACAGUCCAGGAACUACCACAGCGCUCUCCGUAGCCUUGAAAGGCAACAGGAUGGCAACGGGGGGGAGUGAUGGGUGUUUACGCCUCUGGGAUUUUGGAAAUUCGGCAGUUCUUUCUUCUUUUCGAUAUUACCGGUCCGUCAUGGUCUCAGAAAAGCACCGCAUCGCUUCUGUUUCCUUUGGUAACAGCAGCGGUAGCAAGGGCGUCGUCGGUGUCUCAUCUGGCGAUAGCUGUUGCUACAUUUUUUCUGCCGAGGGGGAGCUUUUGCAGCAGACAACAAAAGGCGAUCAGUACGUGCGAGACCUCAACAACACCAAGGGGCACACUCACGCCGUCCGAGAUGUGCAGUUUCAUCCAACGGAACCAAACCUUUUCCUCACUGCCUCCCUCGAUGCCACCUGCAGGAUUUGGGAUUUGAAUGGUCCUCUUUACGGCAUUGAUCAGUCGCUGACGCCGCUUUUUUGCCUCAAAGCGAUCGACCGCAGGGGAGCCAACAGCAACGUCUGCACGUGCUGCUGCUGUCUGUACACGCCAACGUCCGCAGACGCGAUCGUCGUUGGAUGCUCCGACGGCUCCGUGCAGCUCUGGGGGAACGCACACAAAAGAAAGACUUUCACAAGGCCUGAUCAAGUGCUUCGAGGUCUGCAUGCGCCACAGCAACAGCAACAGCAACAGCGGAAACGUUUCAUGGGUAUCGAGGAGGCACCCGGAGAAACAGACUGCGGCGUUGCGGCUAUGGCGUUUGCUCCGAAUGACAAGGCACUGUACACCCGAGGGCUAGACGGCAGUCUCUGCCUUUUGGACCUUAGAAAAUUCUCCUCCCCCGUGUUUCGCAUCGCUGGUCUUCCCACAGGCACCUUACAGCAAGGCGUCUGUCUCUCCCCGUGCGGCCGUUUUGCAUGCACCUCGACGCAAACUGCUCAGGAGCAGCAGCAUCUGCAGGACCACCUCCAGCAGAAGCAAGAGCAGAAGCAGGAGCAAGAGCAGGGGGGAGCCAAUGUUAGGCGUCUGCCGCAUAUGCAUUUGCGAGGGAGAUUUCAAGGAGAAAUACGCGCCUUUGAUGCGGCAACGGGGGCACCUGCCUUCACGAUUCCCUUCGAGGAGUCGGCUCCUACGGCGCUCUGUUGGAAUGCAGAGACAAAUCAGCUGUACACAUGCUGCACGGACGGCAACAUCGCUGUGAGCUUUGAUCCGCUGGCGCCGCUGGCUGCCACAACGGGAGCUGCGCGGCUGGUGAUGGCAACCCCGCCUGCAGCGUCUUCGAGGAGGCAGCAAGAGCGGCGAGACCACGAGAUGCAGCAGCUCCUUCAUCAGCAGCUCCAGGAAAACAUCUUUGCUGGGGAUGCGUUGCCUGAAGGCUACGUGGAAACUGCGGAUGGCCGUCUUGUGCGGAAGCGAAUCAAGCCAAAGAUGCGGGAGGAGAUGUUUGAAGAGACACAAAAGACGAAGCUGCCCCCCAUUCCCUCGAAGAGGGGGCUCAACGGGCAGCCGGGAGCCAUUGGCAAUCGAAGUCUCCACAUGCUGCAGCAGCUGAAUUUAGUGCCUUCGCAGCAGCAGCAGCAAGAGCUGCAGCAGCAGCAGCGGCUGGAAAUUCCGGGGGCGACUGCGGCCGAGCGCUUCUUGGAAGGCGUCGACAUGCACAAGAAGCAAACGUGGAGUGGUACAUUCAUUUCCAGAGCAUAUGCCAAGACGGCUCCGAAGCCGAUUGUGUCUUUCGACGAGGCGCAUGAAGUGGACAAGGCGGAUCAAAUGCUGAGCAGCAGCAAGAGAUGCGCUAUGUGCGGCUUGCGGUGCUGUCAGUGUGAAGGCAGGAGUAACAAGGUUCUGCGGCUGCGGGAGUAG